UCGGCAAUGCCACGCACCACGGCUGGCUGCCGCUGCAGGGGCCCAAUGAGAGCUCAGACACGCUCGGUGGCGCAGCAUCGCCGCAGCUCGACUCGUGGAACGGCGGCUCGCGCAAGAUCGGCUACCCGUACCGCCAGAAGAACGAGGAGGAGCAGGAGGCAGAGGCCGUCGAGCAGGUAAGUGCAGUGCCUGGGUGGAAGCGAUGCAGGGCGCUCCGAAGCUAACCUUGAGCGAUGGGCUGCCGAGGAGCGGCAACGACGGCGAGCGGCACGCUCUUCGCAAGCACGCGUGCCGUCUGGCUCGUUUGCGGCAGCCAACGGUACCGCAGCAGCCUCUCCUGCCAGCUCGCUCGCGCGCCGCCUCUCCUCGCUGGGGCGCAAGGCGUCCGGCACCGGCGGCGCGCCGUCUGCAUUGCCGCCCGCGGCAUCGCACUCCAACGGCCUGCUCCGCCGCGGCUCCAACCCAGAGAGCUUCAGCAGCGCAGAGUCGGGCAGCCGUGAGUCGGAGGAAAGCAGACGCAGCGGCGCCAGCACGCUGGGCGACGCAAGCAGCGGGCGCUCGCUGCACAGCGGCCGCGCGCUUGAUCCCGCCAUCAUCGAAGAGGCAUCAGAGGGCGAUGCUGCCGACCAGGCAGCCGCAGCUGCGCGCCGCGCCAAGGGCAAGCAGCGCGCACGAGACGAUGCCGACUGGUCAAGGCCGCUCUCCGCCGCCGAGCAGAGGCGUGCGGCUGCGGACCAGCAUGCGGCAUCCGUGGGGCAAGAUCCCUUCCGCGAUGACCUGUCCAACGGUUCGCAGGAGCGCCUGCAUUCGCGCAGCGGCUCUGGCUCGUCAGCAGCGACACUGCAGACGUACGGGCAAUCGGGCAAGGCGACUCCGCGCCAUCCGAUCGUGACGCCUGGCCGAGCGCCGACGAUCAAGCACCGCGCGCGGCAGAGCGGCAGAGACGCGCCGGAGAUCGUGGCGACGGACGUGGAUGCCUCGAAUCCGUUCACAGACAGCAAUGCUGGGCCGCCCGACGCCGGCGACCGCUACGCGAUGCGCAAGGGCGCCAAGUACGGGCGCCGGCGGCCAGGCAUGCGCACGCGUACGAUUGAGGAGGGCGAAGAGGGCGCGGAAGAGGAGGCAGAAGAGUCGGACGAGACGAUCGACGAGGGCAUUGGGCGGCAGGCGCCCGCACGCAAGAGCACGAGCAGCUCGCGCUUCAACGAGGUCGGCCUCGACGACGAGAGCGACGGCUGGUCGGCUGCCGAUCAGG
Tilletiopsis washingtonensis is the source of this 1255-nucleotide messenger RNA. RefSeq lists its product as hypothetical. The coding region runs from base 203 to 892 and encodes 229 amino acids. The transcript is spliced from 2 exons. The record is from RefSeq and is a predicted model, not a curated record. Lineage: Eukaryota; Fungi; Basidiomycota; Exobasidiomycetes; Entylomatales.